Molecule: messenger RNA, 2317 nt
Organism: Hippocampus zosterae (dwarf seahorse)
Lineage: Eukaryota; Metazoa; Chordata; Actinopteri; Syngnathiformes; Syngnathidae
Gene: c1qtnf4
Product: C1q and TNF related 4
Exons: 3
Coding region: 52-1302 (416 amino acids)
Molecular function (GO): protein binding
Source: RefSeq, a predicted model, not a curated record
GCAGGGGCGGAGGGACAGAGAGAGAGGAAAGGGAAGACGGGGUUUAUUCAAAUGACGCUGGGGAGUGGGAAGUUUCAACGGUACUCUCUGCUUCACGCACGCAAACAAGACAGAAGAUUACCCAAAACACAUACGCCAAGAGGUAAGAUGCUGCUCCCAACAAGCAUGCUAAUUGGCCUGCUGUGCCUGAGCCACGCAGGCGCUGCGAUGAGUUUCGCUUGGCUGCCGGACAACGAUGAACUACGGUCAGCUUUCUCGGUGGCUCGGACCAACAGCAUGGAAGGUGGACCCAAGAUGACGGUGACCUUUGACACGGUCUAUGUCAACAUUGGUGGGGAUUUUGACCCAAAGAUUGGCUUGUUUCGCUGCCGCAUCCCCGGGGCCUACUACUUCUCCUUCACAGUGGGAAAGUUCCCUCAUAAAGACUUGUCCGUCAUGCUGAUGAAGAAUAGAAAUGAGGUCCAAGCCAUUGUGUAUGAAGAGAAUGCUGGAGAGGAGAGGAAGGUACAGAGCCAGAGUGUCAUGCUGCAGCUGGAGUUUGGUGACACCAUCUGGCUCCGCCUCCACGGCGAUCCUCGCUAUGCCCUCUAUAGCAACACUGGACACUACACCACCUUCAAUGGCUUCCUCAUCUACGCAGACACCUACGACUACCAGACAAACCAGCCGCAGCAGCAGCGCCCUGCACACAGCUCCCAGAAGCUUCAACAGGACAACGUGCCAAUGUGGAAUAGUAACCAGGCCACAGUGGACAUUGGGUCUGAUCUGAAGAACGCGGUGGGAGAGAAGGAGACACAACAGGAUGACGAGGAGGAGCAGGAAGAGGAGGAAGAUCCACGAUCUGCUUUCUCAGUGGGUCGCACUCGGAGUAUAAUAGGAGUGAAUCAGGCAGGCAUGCCGCAUCACCAGCCGGUCAGCUUUGACACAGCGUUCGUCAACAUCGGGGAGGACUUCAACGUGACGGAGGGGAUUUUCAUGUGUCGCGUUCCCGGUACAUACUAUUUCUCCUUCAACGUGGGCAAGCUUCCUCAGAAGACUCUCUCUGUCAAGCUAAUGAAGAACCACCUGGAGGUGCAGGCAAUGAUCUAUGACGACAGCCACGGAGAAAAAGCUCUGCAGAGUCAGAGCUUGAUGCUCUCGCUCAAACCCGGCGACACAGUUUGGCUCUACUCUCACCAGAGAGAUGGCUUUGGAGCCUACAGCAACCACGCCAAAUACAUCACCUUCACGGGCUUCCUGGUGUACCCGCACUUAGCCGCCAUCAAUGCCACUGGUCAGUCACAUGCAGAUAAGAAUCCCUAGCUGCAGCUUGGCUACAAACUAAAUGUUGAGGUUGGAAUUCAUGUAAAUUGGUGCGCAUGAGUGAUUCUUCACAGCUCUUCCAUACUUCCUCUUCCUGUGAAUUCAUUCGUUGUGCUAUCGAGAACUUGGAUUGAGAGCAGAUCUUGAAUAUGAGGAUCUGCUGAACCUGCCACAAAAGGCCACCCAAAAGGAGACUUAUUUACAACGCACCUCCCCCGUAUUUGAGACCUUGAUUGCUGAUGAAAGGCUGAAUAUGUCACGAUCACUGUCCAAACGACAGCACAGCUGAAUUCACCCUCAAACUGUAGUUUAAUGUCAUUGAAUGGUGUGGCACAAGUCCUGAAACUUCACUUUGGGCCAUUGGGCAUGUGCAAUUGAAACAAAUGUGAGGCAACUUCUUAAAGGGGAAGUCAAGUCAACAAGUUUCUUGACACUAGUGUGUUCCAAGCACCUCCAGUAGUCCAAACAUGGUAUUCUGGGGAAUAUUGCAGGAUUCAUUUCAUUUUGUGGAUUAUGAAUUAAACAGAAAACUCUACCUGUUUUUAUCCAUGUCAGGCGACUGCCAUUUUGCCUCGUAGUGCCAUUUGCUGUCACCUGAAAUUGACAUCAAAGUGCCUAAGAGCUCAGGUAACGACGCUAACAGCUCAUCUGUAUUCUGGGUCGGGUCAUGUUACAUUCGCAGUGAUGGGAUGAGAUAAGACAGAUACAAGCAGGUGGGGGUUUUCCUGCUUAAGUUAUAUUCCUCAAACACAAAAUUAAUUGGAAUUCUGUGUUUAGACGAGUGGGGCCACAGAAAACAAAUUGUGAAGACAAUUUCUGAUUUGACUUCUCCUUCAAGUUCUGAAACUGGUAUUCAACACAAAGAAGGACAACAUUUUUCUUCUACCUGAAAGAAUUCCAUUCUGACUCGUGUUUCUGCUUGUAAGUAUUCUUUCUCAUUGACCAAAUUGUUAAAAACAAAUACAUGAACUGUUUUGGGGGAUUUUUUAACAUAUUUGAUCAUUCUCAUUUUAAA